Messenger RNA from Salarias fasciatus (jewelled blenny), 537 nucleotides. RefSeq names its product troponin I, fast skeletal muscle-like. Gene Ontology annotation, biological process: skeletal muscle contraction; cardiac muscle contraction. The record is from RefSeq and is a predicted model, not a curated record. Gene Ontology annotation, cellular component: troponin complex. Lineage: Eukaryota; Metazoa; Chordata; Actinopteri; Blenniiformes; Blenniidae. The transcript has 6 exons. The coding region runs from base 1 to 537 and encodes 178 amino acids.
AUGGCAGAGAAAAAGAUGUCGCUGAGCCGGAGGAAUCAUCUGAAGAGCCUACUGCUGCAAAUCGGCAAGUCCAUGAUUGAAGAGGAGGCGCGGCAGGCAGAGAAGGAGAAGAUGAAGUACAUGGAAGAGCACUGCCCCACCCCGACCGUCCCCACCUGCAUGCAGGAGCUCCAGGACCUGUGUAGGAAACUUCACAAGCAGAUCGACUUGGUGGAUGAAGAACGAUAUGAUAUGGAGUUCAAACUGACAAAAUCCAACAAAGAGAUCGGUGACCUGAAGAUAAAGGUUCAGGACCUGAAGGGGAAGUUCAAGAAGCCAGUCCUGAAGAGAGUUCGGAUGUCAGCUGACGCCAUGCUGGCCGCUCUUCUGGGCUCUAAGCAUAAAGUGUCUCUGGACCUGAGAGCCAACCUGAAGCAGGUCAAGAAGGAGGUGAAAGACGAGGUGCGAGAAGAGAAGCAGACAAGUGACUGGAGGAAGAAUGUCGAAGACAAAUCAGGCAUGGACGGCAGGAAGAAGAUGUUUGAAGCAGAGGCUUAA